CACCGGCAGGUACCUGAGUACAGUAGUACAACCGGUCAUUUUCAUUUGAUCUAUCUCAACCGGCGGUGUCUGUCGCCAGCCAACUGUGAGAACAAGCCGUAAACAUUGGUGCAAUCCCGCACAAGCCCUACAAGCCCUUGUCUUCCUGCGAGCAGUCGCUUGGAAGAGCAACUAUGGCGACCGCUAUCACGAACAAUCCCUCCGACCCAGCUGCCGUGCUGCGAGUUGCGCAAAAAGCCCCGGCCAUCCUUGCCAAAGCAUCUUCCGUGAGCACUACGUUUCCUGCAUCCAUCUUCAGUUCAGCGGACUCCACCGAGCUAUGGAGAGACGUGGAGCAACUGCUCUAUGCUUGUCUCCGUACAGGGGACGAUGAGUCGGCCUUUCUAUGUGUGGAGAGAUUGAAUGACAGAUUUGGCCCAAACAACGAACGUGUAAUGGCCAUGAGAGGCUUAUACCAAGAAGCUGUGGCGACAGACGAGGCGGCCUUGCGAAAGAUAUUGGAAGAUUAUACCAAGGUGCUGCAGGAGAACCCCAUGAAUGUUCCUAUCCACAAACGGCGGAUUGCCCUCGUCAAGAGCCUAGGGAGAAUUCAAGAUGCGAUCAACCACAUGGUGCAGUUUGUUGACUCUUUCCCCACCGACAUUGAGGCGUGGUGCGAGUUGAGCGACCUCUACGAGUCUCAGGGCUGUAUUCAACAAGCCAUCUUCUCCCUGGAAGAGGCCAUCAUCAUCACGCCCAAUGCCUGGAAUCUCCAUGCCCGGCUUGGUGAGCUCGAAUAUCUGGCAGCCACGUCCACAACCGACAAUGGCGAGGUGCAGAAGCGUUUGACGCAAGCAAUUCGGCGAUUUAGCCGGAGUAUUGAACUAUGCGACGACUAUCUGCGUGGAUUUUAUGGAUUGAAGCUUGCCACUGAAAGACUCCUAGAGGCAUCCUCCUCUGCAAAGGCAAAUGCAGAAGUUGCCAUAACGCCAGAAAAGUUGCAGAAGUUGAGCCGACUGGCCACGUCGCGACUCGAAGCCAUUGUGAAUGAUCGCAGCACCCGAAGACCACUCGGAGGGACUGACGCGGAAGUCAUUGCAGCCCAGCAACUGUUGAACAAAUCCAAAAGUUGAAGCACAUUCUGGCCAGAACCGACCCUUGAAAUACAGAUCAAAGGUCGACCCAUCAACGUCUGACCUUAUGAAAGCAAUUGGGUCCGCCAGACAGCACUUGCGCCUCUACGUAUGGCCGUUGCAGGCAACACAGCACCUCCGGAGCAAGCUGUGGUUCGUGCGAGAUCGUGUAAGACGCGGGCGUUUUCCACUAGCGUCGCAGCGACAGAUUGACGGUUGGGCAGCGGAUUGGCGCCGGCCAACGUGGCAGCAUUUCUGAGGAUGCCUCAGAUGUCGCGGCACCCGACUGAUGGCAAAUAACAUUGUGGCUUAAAUGGUGCCGAUGACUCUCGGUCGGUACAGCCUCUAAUCAGGAUGUCCUGGCCUUGCUUCCAGAGCAUUACACGCCACGAGGCAAACCUCUGGCUGACAUGUCUAUGCCCAACAUAACUCUGCCUCUCCAUAGCCUCACCCACAAUCUGCCUUGCCCAGAUGAGAAGCCAGCUCAGCAGGUGUGAGUCGUGACAGAGUGGGCAGUAAAAUAGCAAUUCCGAUCGACCGAGAGGACCCCGUUCCAGAUACUAGUAGCCAUUAUAAUAUAAACCGUGAAGAGAGCGCGAAGCAUCACCCACAGAUGACAGUGCUCGUCUUCUUGAGAAUCGUUCCCAUGUAGACUGUACUCUCAAUGCCACUUCGACCGUCUCUUACAGCUACGAUUUCAAACCCAUUGUCCACCCAUUCUCUGUGACCAGAGCCCUCCAUGUCUCAUCGUCACAACGGUGCUCCGAGCCAGAAAAAGACAGCGCGCAAGAAGCGCUUACUGGUCCUCCAACCCCUUACAAGUCCUCUGCAUCCCGGGCAUGAAUGCUUGUGUCACCCUGCGUCACCUAAGUACGCCCGAAGCCUGCAGGUUGUUGUGGUGACAAUUCGUUUCUUUGCCAGCCAGCGCACAUCUUGCUGUCUUCUCUUUCAGCCUGUUCACAAGCUUCCAAGUCCUGUUUAUCGCUUCAGGUUCGCGACCGCAGUCAAAUCGGUGGCCCUGUGUUAAGGCUCGGCUUUGUCCUUGUGGACUCGAAC
Messenger RNA from Exophiala dermatitidis NIH/UT8656, 2168 nucleotides. RefSeq lists its product as uncharacterized. Bases 174 to 1112 code for a protein of 312 amino acids. Gene Ontology annotation, cellular component: EMC complex. The transcript has a single exon. Gene Ontology annotation, biological process: protein folding in endoplasmic reticulum. Lineage: Eukaryota; Fungi; Ascomycota; Eurotiomycetes; Chaetothyriales; Herpotrichiellaceae. The record is from RefSeq and is a predicted model, not a curated record. Gene Ontology annotation, molecular function: protein binding.